Molecule: messenger RNA, 1589 nt
Organism: Pyrenophora tritici-repentis Pt-1C-BFP
Lineage: Eukaryota; Fungi; Ascomycota; Dothideomycetes; Pleosporales; Pleosporaceae
Source: RefSeq, a predicted model, not a curated record
AACUUAAUAAUAAUAAUAAUCUCUGUACCAGAGUUCACCUUUAUGAGUGCUGGUCAACUUUGCAUGGUACUUUUGCCUGGAGAUUGGAGAGGAUAAAUUUCGUGCAGUGCGCUCCUUCUCUGUUUCUCCCCUGCGCUCCCUCUCCCUCUCUGUUUUCUCCCCAGUCAGUCUAAACCUUCUACAACUGCUCGCCCAUACGCCUCUGCAAAACCGACUUGCACCCUACCGACGCCAUGGCAGAGGUCAACAAGGACCUCCAGAAUCUGGCGAAGUCCUCCACAGAGGAUUUUUACGAGCUCCUCGGCGUACCCUUUGACGCCAAUGAAGCCACCAUCAAGAAAGCAUAUCGCAAAGUUUCCAUACGCUAUCACCCCGACAAGAACCCCGACAACAAAGAUGCCGCCGACCGCUUCAUCUACCUGGGCUGGGCCCGCGACAUCCUCAUCGACGAAACCCUAAAAGGCGAAUACGAUCGCGCGCGCGCACGGCGGCGAGAAAAGGCGUUGAAAGAUGACCUCCUCGACAGCCGACGCCGCGCAAUGAAGGAAGACCUAGAACGCCGCGAACACGAAGCAGAACGCGCGCGUCAAAACCUCAAGCGUAAGGGCGGCGUAGAAGUCUACACCGAAGCCGAGCGCCGCGAACUAGAAAAGCUAGGCGAAGCCGAGUGCGAACGCAUGGCUGAGAACAACAAGCGCCGCCGCCGCGAACUCACGGAGCGCAGGGAAAAACAGCGCAAAGAAUAUGAAGAAGCAUCUUUCGUCGCCGCACCCCCGAAACCAGGCCAAACCUCUGAAAUCUCCCGCUCAGUAAAACUCGUCUUCACUCGCUCCCCCACCUCCCCGCCCACCCUCGCAUGGGACGCAUCUACCAUCGAAACCAUGUUCUCCAAAUACGGAAAAGUCCAACACGUUAUCGCGGGCAAAGACAAGAAGGUGCGGAUUCCGGGCGAGAAACACAGGAUACAUGUUGUUAGUUUCUUCGUCGUUUAUACGAGGUUGGAUCAUGCGUAUGAGGCUGUGUUGGAGGCGAAGACGGAUUUCCCCGGCCUGGAUGGUGUUAGCUGGGCGGCUGGUGAGCCGGAUUGCUUGAAAGCGCCACGCGACAUGGGCGGUAACAAGGGCUUCGGCGGUGGUGCAACGCCAUUGGACACGCCUAGUCCUGAGGAGGUUACGAUAAUGAGGCUGAAGCAGGCGGAGAAGAAGAGGUUAGAGGAGCAGAUACGGAGGCCGGAGGCUGCUAAGGAAUCCUCCAGGGCGCCAGCCGGUGUUGGCAGCAAUGACUCCGGUGGAACACCAUUGCGACCAUUAGGAAAGCCCCAGUAUACCUUUGAGGGUACGAUGGCGAGGGUGAGGCAGGCGGCGUUGGAGCAGGAGAGGGCGAAGAGGUUGAAGGAGCAGAUACGGAGGCAGGAGGCGGGUGAGGAACCGGCGGAUGAGGAACAGGCGCCUAGCCUCGAGGCAAGACCGCCAUCUCGAUCUGGACUGCCCAUCUGUCCCUCCUUUAAGCCAAAGAAGCCCGUGGAGAAGAAGAGGUUGGAGGAGCAGAUACGGAAGCAGGACGCGGCUGAGGAUGAGGAUGCGGUAUGA